Molecule: messenger RNA, 1397 nt
Organism: Dreissena polymorpha
Lineage: Eukaryota; Metazoa; Mollusca; Bivalvia; Myida; Dreissenidae
Exons: 4
Coding region: 130-636 (168 amino acids)
Source: RefSeq, a predicted model, not a curated record
AACCAGAGAUUAUUGAAUGGUGUAGAUAUCGCUGCAAAGUGAUGCAGCGAGUAAUAAUUGACCAGUUUUUUCCAUUAUUAAUUGAGUUUUCGGCACUGUUCAAAUGUAAGAUGUGACUUGUGGGACAUAAUGGCGCAGACAACAAUUUCUACUUUAACCACGCCAAAUCUAAAUGGCUCCACAUCCGUGCCUCCAAGUAAGCCCGCACCCGCUACCCCAAUCCCACCAAAUGCAGACGGCCUACUAGACACGACGGAUGGCCAAGUUCUACUUGUACUACUGAUACUGCUGCUGGCGUUGGUGGUAGCAGUACCGAUAGUUGCGUACUGGCUGGGCAAGAAAUAUUGCUGGAUCAGAGUGCACGAUCCGGAGCGCGGCAAAUGGCAGACGGACAAAAUGCCGAACCCAGCAGAAGACAACUCCAAGGCCGUGCAAACAGAAGUGUUAGGUCUAGAAUUUGACGAAUUUUUCCGACGCCGUCAACCGAUUGACAUGUCGAAGUACGAGGGAAAGCAAUUGGGGGUAGUAGAGGAACCGUAUCCCAGGUUCUACAGGAUACACCCCAAGGAAUUCAACGACGUCUGGUCGAACAAGUACGCGGGAAACGAGACAAACUAUAUAACCAAGGUGUGGUGAACAUUAGGACUUUCUUGAGAUCAAUCAUUGCUUCAGAUAAAACACCGCGUAUUUUCUGUUAGCUUUAAGUAGUGUUAAUAGGUUAAAUUUAAGAAACACAACACGUGACAUUAUCAGUAUUGACGUUCUUAUAUUUAAUCUACGAGCCCGAAUCAUAAGCGUUUUAUAGAAACUGAUAACAAUGCAAUAAGUAACUUUAUUAAUUUCUAUUAGCCCGAGUAACAUUUCAAUAGCCCCGGGCUGUAAAACCUAUAGUUAGCGUUUAGACGGGCAUUAAAUCUAUACAACACUGUGAGGUUCCUUUGGUGAACAUGUCUUUCUUUGCACAAUGACGCAAUUUUAAAGGUAACGCGUAGACGCGUUAUUAAAUGGCUGUCGUGUACCAAGGGCCCGUAUUGGCAGACCUUCGGCAGUAUUGUGCAUUUUGUCAUACUUACUUUUUUUUUUGUAUAUUAAAAUGACGAUAAAAUUGUUUGUCAAAUAAUAAGUUAAUGAACGAGGUAGAAAAACUUUACAGAAUCAACAGUGUGACCGUAAUCUAGUUAAUUUUCUAUCUUUAUUAUCAAGUUUGAAGCAUUCACACUUUAGAAAUCCACGAAUACCGCCACUGGCGAAAAACGGCUUGCAUCGAUAAGUAAAUUCAUAUACAUUUGUUUUUGGGUUCUUACGCUUAAACAUAGUGUGCUGGUGUUAUGGUUUGGUUUGUUUAAAAUUUAAUUCAUGCUGCUGAAUUUCAUCAUUAAAAUAAACCGUAUUUCUGA